Molecule: messenger RNA, 1789 nt
Organism: Arachis duranensis
Lineage: Eukaryota; Viridiplantae; Streptophyta; Magnoliopsida; Fabales; Fabaceae
Exons: 10
Coding region: 221-1681 (486 amino acids)
Source: RefSeq, a predicted model, not a curated record
CUUCUUUUUCAAUUAUUUAUUUUUUUCUGGGGUGGCUUUAUUUAUUGAUUUCACAAGGCAUGAUGAUUGGGGCCAAAGCCAAAAUCGUUGAAGACUUUCUUGUAACUUCAACAAGCCAAAGCAAACGUGGUUUGUUGUGGGAUGGUGAUGGUUGUUGUUGUUGUGUUGUGGUGGUGGAGGUAGUGAAUAAAAGAUCAAGGGAAGAAGAAGAAGAAGCACCAUGGGAGCUUGUGUUUCAGCUCCACAAAGGUGUGUUGGAGGGAGAUUGAGCUCUUCUUCAAAGAGGAAUAAGCAACAAAGAAAGAGGAGUAGAAGGAGUGGUGGUGAUGGAAUUAGAAGAAGAGUUUCUUCUAAAUUGUACAAGGGAUCAUCAUCAUUGGAUAAUAACGUUCUUGACCUUCUUUGUGGAAGUAUUGAAGAGGCAUGGUUUGAUUCAAAUGUGGUAUUCGACUCCGACUGCGACGACGAUUACCAGAGUGUUCCUGAUGAUUUGUUAUCUUUGAAUGGAAAUGAUGCCAACCAUAGAGUUUCAACUGCUAGUGUAGAUGCAACUGAUCAUCAAAGUAAAUCCGACGGAAACAUAGUCGAUGCGAAUGAACCCGUGUUCGUUGAUGAGAUUUCCUCAGUGGAUGCAAACUCCAACAAGGAAGAAGGGAUUUUGGACAAUUGUGGAAUCCUUCCAAACAAUUGUUUGCCGUGUCUAGCUUCUACCGUGCCUUCUAUAGAGAAACGAAGAUCUUCGAGUUCUAGUCCUCCUAGUGCAAGGAAGAAGGCUCCUAUGAAACUCUCCUUUAAAUGGAAGGAAGGACAUGGAAAUGCUACUCUAUUGUCGACAAAGACUCUUCUACAAAGACCAAUUGCAGGAUCUCAAGUACCCUUUUGUCCAAUCGAUAAGAAAAUGCUUGAUUGUUGGUCACACAUUGAUCCAAGCACUUUUAAAGUUCGGGGAGUAAACUAUUUUAAGGACAAGAAGAAGGACUUUGCUCCAAACUAUUCUGCAUAUUACCCGUUUGGCGUAGACGUAUUCUUAUCGCCACGGAAGGUGGACCAUAUAGCUCGAUUUGUGGAACUUCCUUUUAUUAGUUCCUCUGGGAAAUUGCCACCAAUUCUUGUUGUAAAUGUGCAGAUUCCACUCUACCCUGCCACAAUUUUUCAAGGUGAAACUGAUGGGGAUGGAAUGAGUUUUGUGUUGUACUUUAAACUUUCCGAAGGUUACUCAAAGGAACUUCCUCUGCAUCUUCAAGAAAGCAUCAGAAAGCUGAUGGAUGAUGAAGUUGAAAAGGUGAAGGGUUUUCCUGUCGAUACAAUCGCCCCAUUCCGGGAAAGGUUGAAGAUAUUAGGCCGUGUCGUCAACCUCGAAGACCUUCAUUUGAGUGCAGCAGAAAGGAAGCUUAUGCAUGCCUACAACGAAAAACCGGUUCUUUCGCGACCCCAGCAUGAGUUUUACUCAGGAGAGAAUUACUUUGAGAUUGAUUUGGAUAUGCAUAGAUUUAGUUACAUCUCUAGGAAAGGCUUUGAAGCUUUCUUGGACAGAUUAAAAAUCUGCACUUUAGAUGUUGGUCUCACAAUUCAGGGGAACAAAGCAGAGGAAUUGCCAGAACAAGUUUUAUGUUGUGUUAGAUUAAACGGCAUUGACUACAUGAAUUACCAUCAAUUGGGACUAACUCAAGAUCCCCUCUAACUACAACAACAUUAGAAAAAGAGCAUUUUGUAAAUCCUUAGUAUUAUUAUUAUUUAAUAUGAUUAAUGAUUAAUAAUAAUUGGUCAUUUGAAGAUAUGUUAUUUGUUU